AUGUGUAUCAAACACUUGCAGUUCUACAACUGCCCGGCCAGCCCGCGUCCCAAUGCCCCCAAGAGACGUCACCGCAUCAUAGCCAACAUCCUCUGCUCGCAUAUCUUCCCCUGCCCGGCCCAGCAAUGGGAGAACCGCACCAGCUAUUACACCUACAUGUGCCCCGGCUGCUCGGGCGAGUCCCCCGCCGUACCCCGAGUGACACCCUCGCACGACGAGUGGCACCGCAACGCCGUCCAGGACAACGCAUGGGCCCAGAGUUACAUGACCGAGUACGCGCACUCCGUCCUGCUGUGGAUCCGGAGCAGGUUCCCUUACAGCGACGUUAUGAACGAGGAGAUGAGCGAGUUGUGGUUCCGGGCCUUCUUCAUGGAGCGCCGGUGCAAGGAGAACGAUCACCGCGUCGGCGCGUGCUCCUGUGAGGCGAACGGCCCGCGGGCGUUUUACUACAACCCGGCCUUGGCGGCCCGCAAGUACCUUACAGAUAUGGCCGGGGAGAAGGCCGAGUCGGAUCCUCGCAUACAGAACCCUGGCAUGCAGAACCUGUUCAGGUUACGACAUACCGUGCUCUCCGGCUUCUGCCAAGCGCAGAAGCUAUACUUCAAGGACGGACUUUCCCACCAGCCUCUGUUCUCGAAUUACCUUAUCAAAAGUCGUCGCAAGACGUUGGAGAAGAAUAUCCGCGACCACUCACAGGCGGCUUCGACCCUGAUUUUGCUAAACGCAGAGUAUGGCACGGGGUGGACUGAUGCGCAUACCCUGGAGGCGACCUCCAUGUCGAGGCGCGCUAACCUGGUCAAGUUCAUGGCGGAAGUUCUCUUGCACGAUAACGGCAUCUCCAACAGCCGGUUCGGUCUCGCGGUAACGGUGCUCUGCAGCAUCAUCAAGCCCCUCGUGUUCCGCAGUCCGUCGACCGUCCCAGGGUUAGACAAGCUCGCCGAGAUUGCAAGCUCGACGGACAACGCACCAUUGCCGCACAAGCCGUUCAUGUACUUUGUACAGCUGAUCCAAAAGUACUACCACGAUCGCCGCCAAGAGUGGAACUCGGAAGUCAUCUCCUACAAGGCGAGACGUACCCUGAUCGAUUCCGUAGCGGAGGAUGUAAGCGACUGGGAGGGGCCGGCGCGCCUCGAGUGCCCUGUCUGCAAUAAGAAAUACUACGAUCACUCGCCGGGUGCCAUGUUCAAGCCUUUUGACCACGGUGUCCGCGGCACCCACCGCGGAGAGCCGAUUGUGCGGAUGAAGCAGUGCAAAUGCUUUGUUGGGAAACGAUGUCUAUUUCAGAAGUUGACGGAGAGUAGUCUGAGGAAGAAGGAGCCCGCGUGUCCCGCGUGCAAGAAGCUGCUGCCGAAUGCGGCCUUUCGGCUGAUAGAGGGCAGUGCGGGAGCGUUGCUCAGGGGGUCCGCUUGA
Colletotrichum godetiae is the source of this 1410-nucleotide messenger RNA. RefSeq lists its product as uncharacterized. Bases 1 to 1410 code for a protein of 469 amino acids. The transcript has a single exon. Lineage: Eukaryota; Fungi; Ascomycota; Sordariomycetes; Glomerellales; Glomerellaceae. The record is from RefSeq and is a predicted model, not a curated record.